AUGAUCAUUCGUUCACGAGCAUUCAUUCGGUCAGCAAGACUUGCUGCAUUUUCUUUAAGACGCUAUGCCACUUCCUCUGCUCUCAAUGGUCUCCUCGCCAAAGAACCACAAGGUCCGAGCGUCCUGACCGAGCUUCCGGGUCCCAAAGCUCGAGCAGCGAAAGAAGAGCUGUUGAAGGUAGCUGACUGGCAAUCGUUGAAUAUGAUCCUAGAUUACUACAAGAGUUACGGGAACUAUGCCAUUGAUCCAGAUGGGAAUGCGUUUCUGGAUGUAUUCGCACAGAUUGCCAGUAUUCCGAUCGGGUACAAUAACCCUACACUCCUCGCCGCUGCCACGACACGGAAGUUCGCGACCUAUUUCAUGAACCGACCAGCAAUGGGCAACUUCCCACCUGCCGAGAUGGCGCAAAUCCUUCGGGACGGAAUCCUGUCAGUAGCACCCAAAGGUUUGAAUAAAGUCUCUACUUCGAUGUGUGGAAGUUGUGCGAAUGAAACUGCAUAUAAGGCUGCGUUUAUGUAUCAUGCACGGCAGAGGCGUGGGAUUGAUACGGAUUUCACGGAGGAGGAGAUGAUGAGCUGUAUGCGCAACCAAGCACCAGGCUCUCCCGACGUUGCCAUACUCUCCUUCACAGGUGGCUUUCACGGCCGGCUGUUUGGGUCGUUGUCGACCACACGCUCAAAGCCGAUCCAUAAACUGGACAUUCCAGCCUUUAAUUGGCCUCAAGCGCCGUUCCCGAUGUUGAAGUAUCCGCUCGAGGAGCAUGUUGAGGAGAACAAGGCCGAAGAAGCACGAUGUCUAGAGGAGUUGGAGCGGAUCAUUAAAGAACGCAAAACCCCGAUCGCUGCUGUAGUGGUUGAGCCUAUCCAAAGCGAGGGCGGCGAUAACCACGCCUCUCCUCAGUUCUUCCAGUCCCUCCGCACCCUAACCCUCGACCACUCCAUCCUCUUCAUCGUCGACGAAGUUCAAACCGGAAUCGGCGCAACCGGACAAUUCUGGGCACAUGAAGCGUGGGGGUUGGAGGCGCCGCCGGAUAUCGUUACGUUUUCGAAGAAGUUUCAGGCUGCUGGGUGGUAUUAUGGGAGGGAGGAGUUACAGCCUGAUCGGGGGUAUAGGCAGUUUAAUACGUGGAUGGGGGAUCCGGUUAGAGCGUUGCAGGCGAAGGUUAUUAUUGAGGAGAUUUGGCGACUUGAUUUGCUUGCUAACGUGAACGAGACGGGAAGUUGGUUGUACGAACAGUUGGAAGAUCGGUUCCGGAGGAAGGGACUGGUCAAGAACCUGAGAGGGAAAGGCCGUGGGACGUAUAUAGCGUGGGAUAUGGAUGAUGGACCGGCACGAGAUAGGUUCGUGAUUGGGAUGAAGAAAAGGGGAGUUAAUAUUGGGGGAUGUGGAGAGCGUGCAGUGAGGUUGAGGCCGAUGUUGGUGUUCACGAGGAGGCAUGCAGAGGUUUUGGUUGGGGUUAUGGAGGGUGUGUUGAAUGAUGCAUGA
Saitoella complicata NRRL Y-17804 is the source of this 1485-nucleotide messenger RNA. Its product is annotated as 4-aminobutyrate aminotransferase. NCBI's taxonomy places the organism in Eukaryota, Fungi, Ascomycota, Saitoellomycetes, Saitoellales, Saitoellaceae. Gene Ontology annotation, cellular component: mitochondrion. Gene Ontology annotation, molecular function: pyridoxal phosphate binding. Gene Ontology annotation, biological process: GABA catabolic process. The record is from RefSeq and is a predicted model, not a curated record. The transcript has 10 exons. Bases 1 to 1485 code for a protein of 494 amino acids.